AUGGAAAGCGGUAUUAAGGUUCCUCAGGAGACCAUCCAGGUCUUCACACAGAUGAAACUUAAGAAGACGUGCAAGUACAUGAUCCUCACCAUCUCCGGGGACGUUGUCACCGUAGCAAGCCAGGGCUCUGGUGAAGUUGACGAACUCUACGAUGCAUUGCCAAAGGAUGACUGUGCCUUCGUACUCUACGACACCGGACGCUACGUCGUACUAUUCAUGUACGCUUCGCCUAACGCACCGACAAACGCACGCACCAUCUACUCAACGACCAAGCAAACUGUAGAGAAGUCGUUGGAUGGAUCCAAGGUCUACAAACACCUUGUCGAAGACAAGGACGAGGUGUUGGAGGCCCUUAAGUGCUAA
Messenger RNA from Babesia sp. Xinjiang, 363 nucleotides. RefSeq names its product Cofilin/actin-depolymerizing factor -like protein 1. Gene Ontology annotation, molecular function: actin filament binding. Lineage: Eukaryota; Apicomplexa; Aconoidasida; Piroplasmida; Babesiidae. The transcript is spliced from 2 exons. The record is from RefSeq and is a predicted model, not a curated record. Gene Ontology annotation, biological process: actin filament depolymerization. Gene Ontology annotation, cellular component: actin cytoskeleton; cytoplasm. Bases 1 to 363 code for a protein of 120 amino acids.